AUGUCAUAUUUUCACGACCAUAAUUAUAGACCUCCGUUGCCACCCCGGUCUCCGCGUCCGGGACUGGCAACUUCACCCGGUCCGGAGUUUUCACCUUUUCCUACUCCGUCCUUGAGCUCAGAAUGCGGUGUGCCAUCGCCAUCUUACGAGAUUCCCCCACCGCUUCCCCGGCGGCCCGUAGGUGCGCCUCCUGGAACGAGCACCUCGACUCUUGGUGGCUUACGGUCCUCCUCGGCGCCAUACCUUGAUGCUUCUUCGGCUCAUGGUCCUGGAUAUGCUAGCUUCCCGCCGCCCCCUGUUUCUCCUAAUCGACCACAGGCACAGGCCUCACGACAGCAUCAGAAACCACCACCUCUGCCCCCACGGUCUCCACAUCAGGUUGCAAGCCCGUUUACACAGGCAGUAUCUAGAGCUUCUUAUGCGCAGGCACAGACCGUGACGACUUCAAAUGACGGUCCUGUUACUCCAACCCAGAUUACCAGCUUUCCUUCACCACCUUCUAGGCCUCCGCAGCACAGGGUAACGUCAGGAGGCAGUCCUGUUCAACGUGACAAUGGCGGCUUCCGUUCCAAAUUUCCGCUACCACCGGAUCCUCCUUUCGACCCAGAGAUACCUAGCUCGCCGCCGCCGGCUUACUCUGUGGUAGAUGAAGCUGGAAGCGAGAUACAGUCUCCAGGGGCAGACUCACUCCCACAUGCAGCGUACAGCUCUUCUGAGCCGCCAAUGACACCAGGAGGAUCUGGGGCAACGACACCGGAUCCGUCAACUUAUAUGACUUUUCCCACGGCGUCCUUUAUUCCGCCGACAACAGCACCCGCGAUACCACCACAGGUCGUCGUGGUGUCUCCGACGGUUAGUGCUCAGAGAACUUCAUCAGCGACAUCAUCUUUACCGUCAAGCACCAAUGUAUCCAAUCCGCAAUCGCCGGAUGCAAUGUCCUUCUUUCCAACUCCUCCCUUGGUCUCGCCCAUGCCAGUCAAAGAUCCUAUUGAGGAGUUGAUGCAAUCCGUGAGCCUUGAUUUGAAGUCAGCGUCAGAAGACUCGACACAGAAAAGUCGCCCUGUGCAGCUCCAGACGCCAGCGUCCUCGACAGAAGACCUCGCAGUUUCGCCCAGUCCAAGCAAACCGGUAGUUACACCUUUACGACCACCGAAGAAGCCGCUGGACGACGUUCCGGCAGCUGUACCGCAGCUGAAUGGCGGAGCACCUGGUGGUAAGCCCUCCGUAUCAUUUGAAACUGCCCGACCGGGCGCUGCCGUGCUGGUGUCACGGCCAAGGCUGCGAUCCCACAGUUGGAAAUCAAAAGCCGUUGUCACCUCCUGCAUUGAUACGCCAGCGACAUUUUCGACAACCUGGUAUUCUCAUCCCGGAACUCCAGGCUUUCUCAUCUGCUCGCGCUGCUACGCCGAUCACAUUUCGACAACAAAAUUUGCCAAUCUCUUUCAAGGUUCGACGCUUGACGACGGAAAACCUCGGGUUUGCCGCUUCAGUAUCCCGCGCUUCAAGAAUCACAUGUUUCCUACAGCCGUCACGACUUCAUAUCUGCAGCCUCUGAUUGACUAUAUGCGUCGUCGAUCCAAUAUUCCAGACUGCCGUGGCGGCGAUGGCAUCUUGGGGUCGACUGCUUCGGCUGCGAAUAUCAAAUGGUACAACACAAGAGAUAACGCGAUACCUGGCUUUCUCGUUUGUGAGGCUUGCUAUGAAGAUUACGUUGGUUGUACUCCGUCACUUGCAACCUUUUUUCAAGCACACCCACAAGGUCAGGGCCCCACAGAAGUCUGGUCGUGCGACUUUGCCUUGUCCUUUAUACAAAGACAGUAUGCAGCCGACAGCAAGAAUACUAACCCGCGGAUUGGUUGGGAUAAUUUUGUCGUUGAAGCAAAAGCCCGGAUCGGCAUUACUCGCUGUGGGCAGGGAGAGCGCGUCAGGACCUUUGGCAGGAAAUGGUUCCAGCCCGUAUCGGGUCCCAAGGACCUCGUCGUCUGUGCAGCUUGCUAUUGCGACGAGGUCAUACACACUGGCGAGGAACCGAAAUGGACGAUUGUCCCCGGCCUCACCGAGGCGCGAGAUACCCAUAUCCGCUGCGCUCUAGGCGGACAGUUCAAUAUCAAGAUCGCCAUGGCGCGCGCACAGGAAAAGAAGGAUUUCUCUUGCUUCUGGGAUGCCGUCAAGAAGCUCGAAUGGCACCCUCCGUGCGAGGAGGCGGGUGUGGUAGAUACCGAGUGGUGGACUUUGCCUGGCGACCCACUGGGUUUCCAAGUGUGCGGCGCCUGCUAUUCGGUGGUUUGCGAAUCUUUGGAUGUCGCCAACAUCUUUACAAGAAAGACGGUGCGACAUGCCACAGGCAAGCCGCUGCGCUGCUGCUUCAAUAUUGCACAUCCCAGACUGCGAAACUACAUGCCCAGACUCUUGGAGCUUUACUUUACCAACAACCCGGCCGCUCUGAUCACUUACGCCGAGAUCUACGCGAGCAUCCCUCCUUGCUGCAGAGACGAGGAGGUAAAAGGAGGCAGUUGGUAUGGUUGGGACGACUGUCACAUUUGCGCAGAGUGCUAUCUAGACUUUGCAAGGCAGCAUGAGCUUGCUGAACACAUGCCGCUGAGAAACGCCUUCAAGGAGCAGGGAGUCAUGUGCGAAAUGUACUCGACGCGUAUGCGGCAGCAAUUCGUCGUGUGCUCGCGCCGGUUCCCGCCCGACGUCGGCGAGCUCCUCCAUUCCAGUCGACACCGACGAGAAAUCUACGACCAGACGGUCCCACAAAUGAAGCGAAUUCUACGACAGCAAAAUCCCUCUCUAGGCCAGCAAGCUGGGGAAUCCCCGGAAAAGUUUCAUGGCGGCAUGAGGCUGUUCAAGACAUUGGAGGAGCAGUGGAAAACGGUGGAGUAA
Molecule: messenger RNA, 2886 nt
Organism: Pestalotiopsis fici W106-1
Lineage: Eukaryota; Fungi; Ascomycota; Sordariomycetes; Amphisphaeriales; Sporocadaceae
Exons: 1
Coding region: 1-2886 (961 amino acids)
Source: RefSeq, a predicted model, not a curated record